Lathyrus oleraceus (garden pea) is the source of this 1077-nucleotide messenger RNA. RefSeq names its product calcineurin B-like protein 3. The record is from RefSeq and is a predicted model, not a curated record. Bases 256 to 933 code for a protein of 225 amino acids. The transcript is spliced from 10 exons. Gene Ontology annotation, molecular function: kinase binding; calcium ion binding. Gene Ontology annotation, biological process: calcium-mediated signaling. NCBI's taxonomy places the organism in Eukaryota, Viridiplantae, Streptophyta, Magnoliopsida, Fabales, Fabaceae.
UGCUGCUUCAUAUAGAUCGAUGAGUUAAACGAUUUGUGAAAUGUGAAAUACCUUGAAUUUUGAAUCCAGUAUUGUUACGAGGAUAUUCUAUGUGAACUAGGGUUUGGAAUUAUGGAUCCAUGUCUAUUACUGUUACAGUUGCUUGGUUGAGGAUGAAUUAUGUGGUUUUUGUGGUUUAUUUUGCCAUUUGGGAUUGGUCACCUGAAGUUGGAAAUGGUUAAAAGUUAUGGAGCAUUCUGAUUCACAAGCGAUAUCAUGUUGCAGUGCUUAGAGGGAUUCAAGUCUUUGCUCGCUUCUGUAUUACGUUGUUGUGACAUUGAUAUUAACCAGCCAAGAGGCCUUGAAGAUCCUGAACUUCUUGCAAGGGAGACAGUGUUCAGUGUUAGUGAAAUAGAAGCUCUGUAUGAGCUCUUCAAAAAGAUCAGCAGUGCUGUAAUUGACGAUGGACUGAUUAACAAGGAAGAGUUUCAAUUGGCAUUAUUCAAGACGAAUAAAAAAGAAAGUUUGUUUGCUGAUCGGGUGUUUGAUUUAUUUGACACAAAGCACAAUGGGAUCCUGGGUUUUGAAGAGUUUGCUCGCGCCUUAUCCGUUUUCCAUCCAAAUGCCCCUAUUGAUGAUAAGAUUGAAUUUUCCUUUCAAUUAUACGAUCUCAAGCAGCAGGGUUUUAUUGAAAGACAAGAGGUGAAGCAAAUGGUGGUUGCCACACUUGCAGAAUCUGGUAUGAAUCUAUCAGAUGAUGUUAUAGAAAGUAUAAUCGACAAGACUUUUGAGGAAGCAGAUACAAAGCAUGAUGGCAAGAUUGACAAGGAGGAAUGGAGAAACCUUGUUUUGCGCCAUCCGUCACUUUUGAAGAACAUGACCCUUCAAUAUCUCAAGGACAUCACCACAACAUUCCCAAGCUUUGUAUUCCAUUCACAAGUAGAUGAUACUUAAGGGAAAGUAUUUUGUUGAUAGUUUUCACCUUUGGUUUCUCUGUCUCUGUGCUACGAGUCACCUCUCUUUCCUUUUUAAAAUAUAGUUGGUUGAUUUGCUUACCUUAAAUUGGUUAUAUAUUUGAUUAAGGUAUUUGGUUUGAUA